This is a messenger RNA of Dicrocoelium dendriticum, 561 nucleotides long. The record is from the annotation of a GenBank genome assembly. NCBI's taxonomy places the organism in Eukaryota, Metazoa, Platyhelminthes, Trematoda, Plagiorchiida, Dicrocoeliidae.
AUGUCUCUACCGGUUAGACGAGACCGUUCAUUCCCCAGUCCUUCCGGCGAACCGUCUGUCCAUUAUUAUGGACAAUCGCAUCUUACCAUUCAAUCCACUGUGAAGUUGAUUACUAACCAUUACACCUGGCCUAGUAUGCGCUCCGACAUCCGUCAGUGGGCUAAACAUUGUUUCUGCUACCAGAGCGGCAAAGUACACAGAUACGUUAUCUCUGCCCCCGGAUCCUUCUUAUUACCCGAAGCGAGUUUUAGAUGUGUCCACCUAAACAUACUCGGACCGCUUCCUCCAUCAAACAACUUCACUUUCAUUCUGACUUGUGUUGCUCGUUUUACUCGUUGGCCGCAUGCCAUUCCUUUACAUGACGUCUUAAGAAACUGGUGCCUUGCGUUUUUCGGCCCGUGGAUUUUAUUCUUCGGUGAGCCAUCUACGAUCAGUACAGAUGGAGUACCUCAGUUUAGUUCCACUUUGUUCCGUGACUUAAAUCAUUUUUGGGUUGUCCCCACGUUUGGACAACUGCUUAUUAUUCAGCUUCGUAUGGGCUUGUUGAGCAUUUCACUGAUG